Paramuricea clavata is the source of this 411-nucleotide messenger RNA. Lineage: Eukaryota; Metazoa; Cnidaria; Anthozoa; Malacalcyonacea; Plexauridae. The record is from the annotation of a GenBank genome assembly.
GCUAACUGUAAACAGAUAAUUAGAACCAUUGCACCUCAACGUAACGAUAGUGAUGCAGAGCCCAUAGGCCCACUAGAAUUACAUCAGGAAGGAAUUAUUGGUUUAAGAAAGAGACAGUUGCUUUACAUCCAAUAUGCUUUUGACAAGGAAUUGUUCACUGUGGCUGCAAAGGACACUAUCAAGCAAUAUAUGACAUUUUCCAUGAGUGAGAUUGAGGAGGAUGAUAGUGAUGGUAGCAGUGCUGAUGCCCGUGAUGGUAGCAGUGCUGAUGGUAGUAGAGAUUAUGGUAAUGGUAGUAGUGCUUAUGAUGAUGGUAGCAGUGCUGAUGGUGAUGGUAGCAGAGAUUAUGGUAAUGGUAGCAGCGCUGAUGGUGAUGUUGAGAUCAGUACUUCUGAGAUAUUAGAGAAUUGA